AUGGUAAAGAGUCGAUUUAGUGCCACCACUGUUCACUUAGAACAUAUUACAACAGCGUUAAACUGUUUGACACCUUUUGGGAGUAAGGAUGAUAUAUUGAUAUAUAUUGAUCAUGAUGGACUUUCCUUUGUUAAAGAUAACAACGGUGUUAUACGUAUUUCUCUUUUGCUGGCGAAAGAGUUGUUUAGCUCAUAUCAUUUUGCUACCACUGAAUCAAACCAAACUGACAAUGAUGGUGAUGACCUUGAUUACAUGAAGCUUUGUGUUAAGAUAAAUCACAUAUUGGAUAGUGUUAGUGUGGUAAAUAAGAAUUUGGAUGAUGUUGUUGAGUGUAUUUUAUCCUAUGAUGGACGCGGUUCUCCGUUUUCUCUUACCUUUGAGGACUCAAUGAUAUCUGAGAGAGUGGAUUAUUCCACAUAUCUGAUCAAGGAGAUGGAUACUUCUGCGUUAGAGUUGGAUAGACAAAAAAUUAUACUUGAAUGUAUUUUGAAAGGAGAGGUAAUGCACUCAGCCUUAAAAGACUUGAAAGAGAUCAAUUGCAAAGAUAUAUACUUAUAUGCAAACGUCACGAGUAAUGGGGACUCGACCCUAGCAUUCAUUUCAAGAUCCCAAUUAGGCUUGUCUAAGAUAAAAUUUCCGAGUAAUAAAAAUGUUAUAGAAAAGCUUGAAAUUUACGACAACAACUCAACAACAAUGUGCUAUGAUAAACCUGUAAUUGGCUAUUUUAACUAUACUUCCUUUAACAAGAUAAUACUGAGCACGAAGAUUGCCAGUAAGAUACUACUGAGAAUGGAUGUUCACGGGAUUCUAAGCAUAAAUAUAUUAAGUCACACUGAUAAUGUUAUGAUGUCUGAGGAUAAAUUUACCAAGCAAUCUUCUAGUACCUCCAGUAAACGGUAUAACUCCAUGCAACUUCCAAAGGACUACCCCGGUAUAGUAAUAGAUGUCUGCAUGAUAGAGAAAGAGCCACUAGAUAUGUAUGCCCAAGAAGAAAUACAUCAAUUUAUGGGAAGCGGUGCAAUAACUGGAGUACCUAAUUCAAAAGACUCUGCCGCCGACGUACCUCAACAUAAUCUAUUAAGCCACCCGGUUACGGAAUACGAAUCGAAUUCGAAUACGAAAGAUACUUCAUCUAGUAGUAAUAUGAAUGAAGACCUACCUAUAUUUUUCUGA
Nakaseomyces glabratus is the source of this 1173-nucleotide messenger RNA. It is a transcript of the gene RAD17, whose product is annotated as Rad17p. Gene Ontology annotation, biological process: double-strand break repair; reciprocal meiotic recombination; DNA damage checkpoint signaling. Gene Ontology annotation, cellular component: checkpoint clamp complex. Gene Ontology annotation, molecular function: double-stranded DNA binding; damaged DNA binding. Lineage: Eukaryota; Fungi; Ascomycota; Saccharomycetes; Saccharomycetales; Saccharomycetaceae. The record is from RefSeq and is a predicted model, not a curated record.